CCGCCGUUAAACGCGAAGAAGAAGAAAACUCAACUGCGGAAGUUAGCAUAGCAGCAAUCCAGGCAACGCUUUAAAUCGACCACAAAACGAGAAGCAAAAGUGUUGUUGUCGUCAUUGAACUAUCUCCAACAUAUUUUGCUUAAUUUUGGAAGAGUUGGUAAGGAAGUGGCCGUCAGCGAAAUGUCCCUGCUGUUUUGAAGAAAAUAAGAGUUUCACACGAGACGCAACUUUGUCGAGAGAGAGGAGACCAAGCGACAACGACGACAAUUGGAAGCUGUUUGCAACACACUUGUGUUGUGAAGACAGCACUUCUGACUCUACUUACUGGUGUCUCGAUGAAGAUUGAAGACGGACCACUGAGUGCCCACAGCUUCAUCAUCAGAGUUCAAGUGGAGACCACUGUGGAGGACCACCUCCAGACAAUCUCUUAGCUCCGCUGUCACACAGCGAUGACAUGGAGGAACCUUUGAGGCACAACGAAAAAAGUGAAGGUGACAACAAACAGUUGAAAUGCUCUGAAAAGGAGACAACUCUUGGCAACAAAACUUCGCAAACAAACGUCCAGCAGCUUAUAGGUCGUCAGAGAGAACCUCUCCUUCAGCCACAGUUGGGGAGGUCCAGCUUGGAGUCGGAGGAUCCACAGCCCCCCCAUGUUAAAGAGGAAACGGGAGAUACAAAGCCUCACCACAUUAAGAGAGAAGAGGAGGAUCCAGAGUACGCCUAUGUUAAAGAGGAAGAGGAAGAAUUGGAUGUCAGCAAGUUGCCACUGACUGGUGUCUCUAUAAAAAAGGAGGAUGAUGGAGACAAAUCACCCAAGUGGCCACAGCUUCAUCAUCCGAGUCCAAGUGGAGACCACUGUGGAGGACCACUACCAGAUGACCUCUUAGCUCCACUGUCAGACAGUGACGACAUGGAAGAACCUUUGAGCAACAGCCAAGACUGUGAAGGUGACGACAAACAGUUGAAAUGCUCUGAAAAGGAGACGAACAAAACUUGUCAAACAAACGGGAGACAUCGCAUGCGUAAUGAAAAUUUCAGCUGCUCAAUUUGUGGUAAAAUGUUUACUCGAAAGCCAAACAUGGUAGCACACAUGAGAAUACAUACAGGAGAAAAACCCUUUAGUUGCUCAGUUUGCGGUAAAGCAUUCACUCUAAAAGACGGCAUGGUAAAGCACAUGAGAACACACACAAGAGAAAAACCUUUUGUUUGCUUGUUGUGUGCUAAAAAAUUCCAUCAACGGGGCUAUCUGGAAUCACAUAUGAAAACACACAACCUAGAAAAACCCUUUAGUUGUUCAACAUGUGGUAAAACAUAUCACCAUAAGAUAAGCAUGGAAUCACACAUGAGAACACACACAGGAGAAAAACCUUUUGUUUGCUCAUUGUGUAAUAAAACAUUUAAUCAAAGGGGACAUCUGGGAUCUCACAUGAAAACACACAUUGGAGAAAAACCCUUUCGUUGCUCAGUUUGCGGUUCAGGAUUCUCUCGAAAGGAAUCUGUGAAAUCUCACAUGAUAAUUCACACAGGAGAAAAACCCUUUAGUUGCGCAUUAUGCGCCAAAACAUUCUUUUUUAAGCAAAACUGGAGGGCACACAUGAAAAAACACACAGACGAAAAACCUUUUGGUUGCGUAUUUUGUAAUAAAACUUUCUAUCAAAGGGGACAUCUGGAAUCACACGUGAGAACACACACAGGAGAAAAACCCUUCAGUUGUUCAGUUUGUGAUGGAAGCUAUGCUCAUCGGAGCAGCUUGGCUGCACACAUGCGGACACACGAUGAAGGGAGACUUAAUGCUUUACAGUAGUCCCGUACCAUACCUCCAUAUCAGAAUUAGACCACGUAGUAUUAUUAUUAUUAUUAUUGAAUUGAUAUUUUCUGAAGAGCUGUAACUUCCACGGUUUGUUGGCUAGUUUUGAGCCAAUCUUUUUUUUUUUUUUUUUGUGUCCCUGUGACAUGUCCUAAAAAUGACAUUUAACACAGCGCGCAACCCUAGUAUGCCCGGCCUGGAUAUUGUGCCAUGUGCAGCAUGUGUGCUUGUUUUCUGCAUCUGCUACGCAUCCAAAAGAGACAAGAAGAUUCCCUCUGUGCACCGUCUCAGCAUGCAUGUUUGUUUAAAGUGACAUAAACAGAAUACAUUUUGUCAGUCAUCCAGUGUCAUUGUCUACGUGGGAGCAGAGGCAGGGCCGCGAGCAUACACACGCAAGGAGAUGUAAUAGAAUUGAUGAGGAAAAAAGAGGGGAUUGCAAAGCCAAAUGACACAGACUCGAUGUGGGAAUAUUUCAGCUUCAAACCGAAGGUGAGACCAUUAACAAAGUUUUUUUGGUUCCCCCCAUCUCGAGAGUAAACCUUCCCUCACUCAUGAGGCUUUUUGUUCGGCAAAUUAAAUACAAACAACACACUGCAAAAUGGUGAGCGCCCACGGAAAGUGUAGAUUGCUACAUUACAAAAGAAAUACUGCCCUUUAUGCACUAUACAGAUGAAAAGCCUGCAUUUCGAGAAAUGCCGCAAACAGAACAUUUGUUUGAAUCGCCUGUGAGAAAAUACGUCACAAAUGGCAUUCCUACAACUUUACAAAAGUGAAAGAUGACAUUAAAGGAAAUCAAUAAUGUUAUGAGUGGUUUGUUUUCUUGUUGUUUUUGCUUGUAAUUUUUGUCUUGUCUUUUUUUAUUGUUUUAUAUCCGUUUUUGACUUUCAAAUUACAAUGGUUAAAAAAUACUCAUGAGAAGUAAAAGAUUAUUGCAUUUGAAAGGGUGUACUUAUGUAUUAUUGUUAGUUAAUUGUAUCUCAAAUAAAUGUUGACAAUAACAUCCUUUAUCUGCAGUCAUUUGUGGGACAAUAUAUCGUCCGCUAAAAAUUAUUCUCAAAGGCCAAACUACUAUUCCUAAUAAAAUGGUUUUAUGUAGACCUUUUCUCGAUGUGCAAAGACACAAACUAUU
Messenger RNA from Phycodurus eques (leafy seadragon), 2936 nucleotides. RefSeq names its product zinc finger protein OZF-like. The transcript has 3 exons. Gene Ontology annotation, molecular function: RNA polymerase II cis-regulatory region sequence-specific DNA binding; DNA-binding transcription factor activity. Gene Ontology annotation, biological process: regulation of transcription by RNA polymerase II. The record is from RefSeq and is a predicted model, not a curated record. Lineage: Eukaryota; Metazoa; Chordata; Actinopteri; Syngnathiformes; Syngnathidae. The coding region runs from base 455 to 1804 and encodes 449 amino acids.